Molecule: messenger RNA, 2386 nt
Organism: Molossus molossus (Pallas's mastiff bat)
Lineage: Eukaryota; Metazoa; Chordata; Mammalia; Chiroptera; Molossidae
Gene: SPPL2A
Product: signal peptide peptidase like 2A
Exons: 18
Coding region: 1-2208 (735 amino acids)
Biological process (GO): membrane protein proteolysis
Cellular component (GO): lysosomal membrane; lumenal side of endoplasmic reticulum membrane; Golgi-associated vesicle membrane
Molecular function (GO): aspartic endopeptidase activity, intramembrane cleaving
Source: RefSeq, a predicted model, not a curated record
AUGUGGCCCUAUCACCACGAUCUCUGGGAGGCAGGUCUGUCGAGCACAGUAAUAAGUGUAUAUGUUGAACAGGUAAAGAGAAGAUCUACUGACGAAACCGUAACUGACAGCUCACCUCUGCUGCUAGUCACCUCGAGUGAACCAGAAAGCAUUCAAGUCACAUGUCCUGCUCAAGGAGAAAUGCCUCAUAAACAGGAGGAGGAGGGUCUUGAAAAAGUCCACUGCAUUCCCGGACGAGGGGGGAAUUCAGGUCAGGCAUCUGGAAAGGGACACGCCCAGCCCCGCCGCCGGUGGCCUGCGGGCGCCAGGACGCACAGAGAGCCGCUGGCAGGGCGCGCGGGCUCGGGACUCCACGUGCUCCGUGCGGGGGUUUCCGCGUCCUCCGGGCGUGGCCGGAAAAGGAAGUCGGUGCUGCAGUGGCCGCCCCUGCAACAGCGGCGGCACCGGCCAAGCCCCGCCACCCACCGCUGUCCGGCUCGGCCACCGAGGCAGCGCCGCGGCGGGACCCCGAGCCUGCCGCCGCCGAGCAGCGGCCCACCGCGCCGCCGGGCGUCCAGCAGCCCGAUGGGGCCGCCGCCCUCCGCCGCCGCCGCCGCCGCCGCCGCCGCCGCCGCCCUGCUCUGGGGCUUCCUGCUCCCGCUGACAGCCGCUCAGGAAGCAAUCCUGCAUGCGUCUGGAGACGGCACACCUUCCCCGUCUAAGGACUACUGCAUGCUCUACAACCCUCACUGGACAGCUCUUCCGCACACCCUAGAAAAUGCAACUUCCAUUAGUUUGAAGAAUCUAACUUCCACACCACUGUGCAACAUUUCUGAUAUUCCUCCUGAGGGAAUAAAGAACAAAGCCGUUGUGGUACAAUGGGGAACCUGCCAUUUUCUUGAAAAAGCCAGAAUUGCACAAACAGGAGGUGCUGAAGCAUUGCUGGUUGCCAAUAACAGUGUCCUAUUUCCUCCAUCAGGGAAUAAAUCUGAAUUUCAUGAUGUGAAAAUACUGAUUGCAUUUAUAAACCACAAAGAUUUUAAAGAUAUGAAGCAGACUCUUGGAGAUGACAUUACUGUGAAAAUGUAUUCUCCAUCAUGGCCUAACUUUGACUAUACAAUGGUAGUUAUUUUUGCAAUUUCUGUGUUCACUGUGGCAUUAGGAGGAUACUGGAGUGGACUAAUUGAAUUGGAAAACAUGAAGGCAAUGACAAACACCGAAGACAGAGAAAUGAGGAGAAAGAAGGAAGAAUAUUUAACUUUUAGUCCCCUAACAGUUGUAAUAUUUGUGGUUGUCUGCUGUGUUAUGAUGGUCUUACUUUAUUUCUUCUACAAAUGGCUGGUUUAUGUUAUGAUAGCAAUUUUCUGCAUAGCAUCAGCAAUGAGUCUGUACAACUGUCUUGCUGCACUAAUUCAUAAGAUACCAUAUGGACAAUGCACGAUUGUGUGUCGUGGCAAAAGCAUUGAAGUGAGACUUAUUUUUCUUGCUGGACUGUGCAUGGCAGUAGCUGCUGUUUGGGCCGUGUUUAGAAAUGAAGAUAGGUGGGCUUGGAUUUUACAGGAUGUCUUGGGGAUUGCUUUCUGUCUGAAUUUAAUUAAAACACUGAAGUUACCCAACUUCAAGUCAUGUGUGAUACUUCUAGGCCUUCUCCUCCUCUAUGAUGUGUUUUUUGUUUUCAUAACACCAUUCAUCACAAAGAACGGCGAGAGUAUCAUGGUUGAACUUGCAGCUGGACCUUUUGGAAAUAAUGAAAAGAAUGAUGGAAACUUGGUGGAAGCCACUGCUCAGCCCUCAGCUCCCCAUGAGAAAUUACCAGUAGUCAUCAAAGUACCAAAGUUGGCCUAUUUCUCAGUAAUGAGUGUAUGCCUCAUGCCAGUUUCCAUAUUGGGUUUUGGAGACAUUAUUGUACCAGGCCUGUUGAUUGCGUACUGUAGAAGAUUUGAUGAGCAGACUGGUUCUUCUUCUUCUAUAUACUAUGUCUCCUCCACAAUUGCCUACGCUGUUGGCAUGAUACUUACAUUUGUUGUUCUGGUGCUGAUGAAAAAGGGGCAACCUGCUCUUCUCUAUUUAGUACCUUGCACACUUAUUACUGCCUCAGUUGUUGCUUGGAGACGUAAAGAAAUGAAAAAGUUCUGGAAAGGUAACAGCUAUCAGAUGAUGGACCAGCCAGACUAUGCAACAAAUGAAGAAAACCCUGUGAUUGCUGGUGAACAGAUUGUCCAACAGUAAUAUUAUGUGAACCUGCCAUAAUAUGUCAAUUGAUUUUCUGCAAAUAGAGUUUGACUUUUUAACUUGACUUUUGAAUUGACAAUCUGAAAGAAUCUUCAAUGAUACGCUUGCAAGUAUACAUUUUUAAGAUCUGGUACUGACAAUUACAUCAUAAGUAAUUAAAGACAUUUGCAUUUAA